Messenger RNA from Mytilus californianus (California mussel), 2391 nucleotides. Its product is annotated as U-scoloptoxin(05)-Er1a-like. Bases 192 to 671 code for a protein of 159 amino acids. The transcript is spliced from 4 exons. The record is from RefSeq and is a predicted model, not a curated record. NCBI's taxonomy places the organism in Eukaryota, Metazoa, Mollusca, Bivalvia, Mytilida, Mytilidae.
UUAUUGAUUCCUAAGUGUAAGCUGUCUUUCAGCAGACGAAUGUUACCAUGGUUACAAGAACUUCUAAAUGCGCAAGUCUGUGAUGAUAUGUUUACUACUAGAAAUACACAACAAGGGAUUAGCAAUGUGAGAUAAUUAAGUAUAUCUGAAUGAUGAAGACUUUAUACAUGUGUGUAACAUGAAAACCAAGUAUGGAGUACAUGAACCUACAUAAAAUCAUAUUUAUACUUGUCUACUAUACAUAUCAUGCUGAUGGUAUCGGAUGCUUCAGAUGUACCUCUAUGAAUAGAAAUAACCAAGAUUGUGAGGACACUUUUAAUAACACGGGAAAGUAUUAUGUAACAGACUGUUGGGCGAGUCGAAAAGACCGAAUGGGGAUGUUUCCUGCUACAGAAUGUAUCAAGAUGACUGUUACUGAUGAAAACGACGACGGCCAGAAAUUUAGUUUAGUGGUAAGAGAUUGUGUAGUAGAUAACGGAGGUACAAAUUCAGAGACUGAAAUUGGUCGCCAGAGCCACUGUGGAUGGAUGAAAGUUUUACAAUAUAAUGGCGAGCGGAUGCGAGGAUGUAUACUUAGCUGUGAUUUAGAUGGAUGCAACACAGGACAAAAACUUUCAGCAGUUUCUCUUUGGAUAUUCAUAUUACUUGUUGUAUACUUAAUACUUCAGUGAAAAUUACUUGUUAUAUAUCUAAUCCUAUAUUGAAUAAACAGACUGUUUCAUUGAUCGGAACCAGGAAAACUUAAAGAAUCACAAAUCAUUGAUAAAGGUGAAAUCAAUAACACGGUUUUAUACUGGAAACAUUUAAAGGAACAGUAUAAUUUUGGACAAGACUAUCAAUGCAUAGUCAAACAGAGUAACAGUUUAUAUUUAGGAAUACAAUUUCUACCAAAAUUUUGAAAAUUUGGCGGGAAUUUUUUAACGUCCCGCGGAAGGCUACAUGUGUAUAUCGCAAAAUAAGCCUACAUGGUGAUUGGAUUUAAUAUAUAUCGAUGAAUGCUAUUGAAUCAAUGGUGGAAUUGAUUUAGGAAAGUUAUUUGUAAACUAUUCAUAAAUCAAAGAAUUUGUCAUAAAGAUUAGUUAUUUGUAAUGUUUGUAGAAUGUUAGUUUAGAGAAAACAAUCAUUGACUAGGUGCUAAAGUUCAAUACAAUUUAUUUUCCUUCAUGUAGCAGAAUAUCCUUGUUUGGUGUUUAUUUUCAUACUUUAACCAUUGAAAUACAAUAUGAUUAAAACCACUUUGCUCCUCUAAAUUUGAUUGUCGCUCUUGUAAGGGACUAGCAAUUUUUACGGAACAAAGUGAAAGAUCAGAUUUAAGUAUGAGUGCUUGAAAUAGAUCUAAAUAUAUACAUGUAUUUCGAGAUAUUAAGAUACACUAAGAUACACGUAUCUCGUAUAUUGCAAGUAUAACAACAAACUAUAUUUUUAUAAUUAAAGUUAUUUGAAUGAAAAUAGGUAUUGGCAUUUGCCAUAUAAUUCAAUACGUAUUUUAAACACUAUUUUUUGUGGAUGUCUAUUUUAUGAAAAAAGUCACAUUCAUAUGGUAUUUUGUUUACUAAUAAUCAUACAUUAUAACAAUUGUUUUUGGUGGCUAAAUCAUCAGGUUAAAAAUGUAAGUUAUUUUUGUAUGUAACUACAAUGUAGAUGGCAAAAAUUAUCAUUUGCGAUGAAAAUAACUGGUUUUUUUUUUCUCAAUCUGAAUAGAGCCCAGCAUACAGAGCCAUAGAGCAAUAUAGAACAAGGAUUUGUACAGUAGUAACUACUAUAACCUCUCUCGAUGUUAUCAAGCAUAAUUCAUGUUUAUCGAAUUCCAUUUACAGACUUCACAACAACUUAACAUUUUGAUGACGGUACUUGUGGCAGUCUUGGUAAAAGCCUUAAAUCUAAAUUUUACAAAGAGUAUAAUUUGGAUUAGAACAAAAUUACGAGCAAACUUAUCUCACGCAAUUAUUAAGUUAUUUUAAUGUAAGAACAAAAAUGUCAAGGUAAUAGCAGAAUAAAUACUCUGUAAACAGAAUCCCGAAAAUGAAUAUGAAAAAAGGAGACUGAACGAUUACCAGCCAUCCAUUAAACUAAAACGAUAUUUAAACCAAGAUGUUUUAUAAUGUUCAUGGUGUACGUCAGUAGGAAUAUUACGACGUUCAUGGUGUACGUCAGUAGGAAUAUUACUACGUUCAUGGUGUACGUCAGUAUAGGAAUAUUACUACGUUCAUGGUGUACGUCAGUAUAGGAAUAUUACUGACAACUAUUUUUUGUUGUUGAUUAUGUUGUUACAGCAUUGGCAUGCAUGUGAACCAUUUUGUUUAGUUAUUAAUAUGUUAUAAUGAAUUGUUUGCAUGCAUGUAUACAUUGUAGACAUCAAUUAGUUAUCGAAAUAAAAUUACUGUUAAGAUA